Messenger RNA from Pseudozyma hubeiensis SY62, 3630 nucleotides. RefSeq lists its product as hypothetical. The transcript has a single exon. Lineage: Eukaryota; Fungi; Basidiomycota; Ustilaginomycetes; Ustilaginales; Ustilaginaceae. Gene Ontology annotation, cellular component: nucleus. The record is from RefSeq and is a predicted model, not a curated record. Bases 1 to 3630 code for a protein of 1209 amino acids. Gene Ontology annotation, biological process: actin cortical patch assembly; regulation of actin filament polymerization. Gene Ontology annotation, molecular function: protein-macromolecule adaptor activity; identical protein binding; cytoskeletal protein binding.
AUGGCGUACGUAGCGCUUUGCAAAGCGCUUUACGACUACGUAGCCCAAGCCGAGGACGAGCUGAAUCUCACAGAGGAUGACUAUCUCUACAUUCUCGAGUCCGACGACCCCGAGUGGUGGAAGGGCAAGCUCCGACGCACCGACGAGAAUGGAACACCCAUCCAGGACGACUCGGACGAGGGCGCCGUUGGUCUCGUGCCCGCAAACUAUGUCGAGGAAGCCGAACCCGUCCGUCUGAGUCGCGCUCUGUACGACUACGAGGCGCAGACGGAGGACGAACUGUCCAUGGCAGAAGAUGAAUUGCUCCGUGUUUACGAGUCGGACGGCGUGUGGCUGCUUGUCAAGAAGCAAGGCGAUGAUCCGCUCAGCGGCGGCGAGGGAAGGCUCGGAUACGUACCUGCCAACUAUGUCGACGAAGCCGAAGCGGUGGACACAGGCGACGCUCCUGUUGUUGAGGACGAAUACGCAGCAGGCGAGGAGGAGGAGGAGGAGGAUGACGAAGACGACGCCGCUACCACUGGUCGUGCUGCAGCCAUCCCCCAGAUCCAGCUGCCGCAGACAGCACAGCUCGGCAAGGGCGAUGAGAUCAAGAUGUGGCCCGUCUCGGCUUUGGACAGCAAGAAGAAGAAAAAGAAGGGCACCCUCGGCAUCGGCAAUGCCUCUCUCUUCUUUGCCUCCGAAAGCGACAAGACACCCGUCAAAAAGAUCAGCGUCCUUCACAUUGCGAGUCAUUCAGUCGAAAAGGGGAAAACGCUCCAUCUCCAGCUUUCGCCCGAAGCUGGCCUGGACGAGUCUAGCCUCGACUUUCACGCCGGUUCCAAGGAUGCUGCCAGCGAUAUUGUAAAAAAGAUCGAGGCGAGCAAAGCCAACGCCCUCACCGCAGCAUCAGCUGCUCCUACUUCUCCCGUGGCGGCACCCCCUGUUCCUGCUCCUCCCGUCGCCGCUUCUUCCGCUGCAGUGCCGUUGCCACCCCCGCCGCCUCCAGCGCCACCUGCCGCCGCAGCAGCGACGCUUCCUCUCCCCACACGAACCACCAGCGCCACUCUACCACCGCCCGUACGCAAGAACGUCUCGUUCCAGUCGCAAGCUGCGUCGGAGCCCGAAGCGGCUGUCGAGCACGGUGUCGCCAUGUACGAUUUCGAGGCCCAGGGAGACGAUGAGCUUACCGUGACCGAAAACGAACAUCUCAUCAUUCUCGAAAAGGAGAACGACGACUGGUGGAAGGUGCGAAACGAUGCCGGCAACGAGGGCGUCGUGCCCGCCAGCUACGUCGAAGCCACGGAUGCUCCCGCAGCGGGAGGCGCCAGCUCUUCCUCUGCAGCUGCACUGGCGGCUCAGCAGGAGGAGGAAGAACGAUAUCGCCGAGAGGAGGAGGAGGCUGCCGCAGUCGCCGAAGCGGAGCGCCAACGCGAAGCUGCCGAUCGAGAGAGGGAAGCCGAGGAGCGCAGAGAGAGAGAGGCGAAGGAGAGGACGCGACGAGAGGCACUCAAAGCACAGCCUGCGCCCGCACCUCCCAAGCUCACCCAGCGACCCAGCACCACCGAAGUCAGCAGAGCUGCCAAGAACGUAACCAUUCCUCAAAAUCGGAGCGCCCCCGAGCGUCCCAAGGAUGGCGGUGGCCGCUCCAAGCCUUCGCCUAACAACACACGCAUGUGGACCGACCGCACCGGCUCUUUCAAGGUCGAAGCCGAAUUCCUUGGCUUCAACCAAGGCAAGAUCCGUCUGCACAAGAUGAACGGAGUCGUCAUCGAGGUCGCCAUUGAAAAGAUGUCGAACGGGGAUAUCGCCUUCCUCGAAGACAUCACCGGCAAGAAGCUCAACCCGACCGACGAGGAGAUUGCUGCUUCCACUGCACGAAGGCGCGAACGUGAGCGCGAGCGCGAGCGACAGUCGAGCCGAUCGCAGUCAUCCGCAGCUGUCGGCAUGUCUCGUGAGGACCGGGAACGAGAGCGAGAACGCCGCAAGGAGAAGGACCGGGAGCAGCGUCGACGCGAAUCGGCACGAACCGGUCCCAAACGCAACGUCGACUGGUUCGAAUUCUUCCUCGCUGCUGGUGUCGACGUGGACGACUGCACCCGCUACGCCAGCUCCUUCGAGCGGGACAAGAUCGACGAGACGGUUCUUGCCGAUCUUGACCCUGGCACGCUGCGCAGCAUCGGCUUGCGCGAGGGUGACAUCAUCCGUGUUACCAAAUUCAUCGACAAGAAAUACCGCCGAGACAAGUCGCACACCUCGUCGUCGUCGCGAUCCUCGGGCCGUGCCAACGCCAACACGGCUGCUGACCUCGAGAGGCAAAUCAAGGCGGAUGAGGAUCUCGCUCGCAAGCUACAGGAGCAGGAAAGCUCGGCGCGACGAGGCGAAUCGGUCAGUCCGGCGCCACCUCAACUCUUCUCGGGUCCCGACGGCACGCUCAAGAACAAUACGCGCCGCGGCAGACCUACACCCAAGAGCACGAGCAGCAGCAACGUCGAUGCUGCCUCCCUGGCUGCUGCGUCGGAAUCGCUUGCCCGCACUGCGACACCACCGGCACGAACUGCUACGGUGAGCCCAGCAGUGGCACCGAAGCGCACUGGCUCUUCGCUCGCCAACGGAUUCGACGACGACGCCUGGACGCCACGACCUUCGAGCACCAAGCCGGCAACACCUGCUCGACCCACCGUGGCGUCGCCUGCGCCAUCGACGCCUGCAGCACCACCAGCGCCCACGCCGCCGCCUGUAGUCGCUGCAGCUGCCCCGCCGUCACCGGCGCCACCUGCGGAUCCGAACUCGGCGCUCUUCGAAAAGCUCGCGGCGAUGAAGGCUCCAUCGGCCGGCGCUAGCCCGCGUCCUGGUGCCAGUCCUUCGCCUGGUUCAUCGUUCCUGGGUCAGUCGCAGGCAUACAACCCCAAUGCACCGCGUGGACCGUUUGCGCCUGUGCCUGCCAACCAGGGGCUGUUGCAGCCGUUGGUGCCGACUCAGGGAACCGGUCAAUUUGUGCCUACCAAAACAGGCAUGAUGGGCGUGCAGAUGACGGGCAUGCAGCCUCAGCAGACCGGAUGGGGAAUGCAGGGUAUGCAAGGCAUGCAAGGUAUGCAACCUCAGAUGACAGGCUACAACAACGGCAUGGGAGGCAUGGCUCAGAUGGGCGGUAUGGGUAUGCAGCCUCAGGCUACAGGAUUCGGCAACGGCUACGGCAUGAACGGCUCGUCGCCCUACUCCGGAGGCCACGUGAACACGCAGCAGACCGGAUUCCCUGGUAUGGGCAUGCAGCCACAGCCGACGGGAUUCAACAACUUUGGACAGAACCCGCAGCAGAUGGUAGCGCAGCAGACCGGGUUUGGGAUGGGAUCGCAGCAGCAGGCGCAACAGCAACAGGCGGAGCAGGACGAGAAGGACAAGUUCAAGGCGUCCAACAUCUUCCAGCAGAUGAAGACGGGUGCGUUCGCCAAGGAUCCGAAUGCGGCACCGCAGGCGAGCGGAAAGUACGAUGCUCUUCGACCGCAGCCGACUGGCUUCCAGCCUGGCGGAGUGAUGCCGCAGUUCACGGGGAUGGGAUUCGGUCAGCAGCCGCAGCAGCAGCAGCAACAGCAGCAACAGCAACAGCAGUAUCCUUACAACAACGGAUACGGUGGCGGUUUUGGUGGAUACUGA